AUGGGUUUUGCGCACAACAACGUCCUUCACGCCAACCAUUUCCGCAAGGACUGGCAGCGCCGAGUUCGCACUUGGUUCGAUCAGCCUGGCCGCAAGCUCCGCCGUCGCAAUGCCCGCAAGGCUAAGGCCACCACGCUCGGUGUCCGCCCACUCACUCUCCUGCGACCCGCCGUCCGUGGCCAAACCGUCCGCUACAACAGAAAACUCCGCGAGGGCCGUGGCUUCACUCUCGCUGAGCUCAAGGAGGCGGGUGUUGGAAAGAAGGAGGCUCGUGGCGUUGGCAUCGUGGUUGACCACCGAAGGAGAAAUCUCAGUCAGGAGGGCAAGACGGUGAAUGUAGAGCGAUUGAAGGCCUACAAGGCCCGUUUGAUCGUGUUCCCAAGAAAGGCCGGCAAGCCCAAGAAGGGCGACUCAUCGCCCGACGACCUCACCGCGGAGACCACCCGUGCCCCCCUCCCUCUGCCAACAGCAUACCCUGCCGAAUCACCCCGAAAGAUCACCGAUGAGGAACGUGAGUUUGAUGCUUACAAGACCCUCCGCCACGCCCGCGCCAACAAGAGAUACGAGGGCGCACGAAAACUCCGCGCCGCAAAGAAGGAGGAAGAGGAGGCUGCCAAGAAGAAGUAA
Pleurotus ostreatus (oyster mushroom) is the source of this 627-nucleotide messenger RNA. RefSeq names its product 60S ribosomal protein L13 (gene RPL13). The transcript has 4 exons. Gene Ontology annotation, biological process: translation. The record is from RefSeq and is a predicted model, not a curated record. Gene Ontology annotation, cellular component: ribosome; cytosolic large ribosomal subunit. Gene Ontology annotation, molecular function: structural constituent of ribosome; RNA binding. NCBI's taxonomy places the organism in Eukaryota, Fungi, Basidiomycota, Agaricomycetes, Agaricales, Pleurotaceae. Bases 1 to 627 code for a protein of 208 amino acids.